CCUUUGGUGGAGUCCUGCUUACGUUCGGAUUGAUGACCAUCCUGUUUUUAGUUUAUCCCAACCAUCAAGAUACAUCCACAUCCCCCUGAGAUUUCUCAAUGCAAAUCCCAAAUCCAUCGAUCCAAUCCCGGCAUUCGGCGUGCAGCAUUCGAAUCGCUUAUAUAGCCGAAGGCCUUCACCGGGGUCCUUUGGACCCAUGGAUGGCCUUCACCAACUCCGGCUUCUUGGCGCCGCCCUUCAGCGUGUCGGAGGUGAAGAGCGCAACGGUGUCCUCCACCUUCUUCUCCUCUGUAUUGGGGGACCUGUUGGUCCAGGACUGGGAUCAGCUUCCGCUCCGACCGCGCCUUGGUGGAGUUGCCGCCGCAGAAGGCGGACUUGUCCACAAGCACCACCUCUCGAUAAACGGCCCAACACUGUUAACACGAUGAAGAAUCUUCC
Effrenium voratum is the source of this 438-nucleotide messenger RNA. The record is from the annotation of a GenBank genome assembly. NCBI's taxonomy places the organism in Eukaryota, Dinophyceae, Suessiales, Symbiodiniaceae.